GAUAAUGCAGUGAGGUGACAGGGUAUUGAGGCGAUAUUCUUCAAAGUUCACUAUGAAUCAUAGCCAUCAACGAUCGAUUCGUUCCCAGAACUUGGGAAAUCAGCGACCCGACGGACUCCACCGUAUCGACUGAGGCGACUGCUGCAUGUUAGUCAAGAAUCCGCGCCCCACCCAUGGCGUCUGACCUGGCACUGACUUCGGAAAUGUCCGGAGCACCGGCGCUGGAACUCACACGGAUGCUCUGGACCGUCACAAUACUGCUGGCUGUCCUGACAGCGCCCACCGACGCCCACCCCAUGCUGGACGCAAUCACCAACUGGGUCAAAAAGGCCGGCAAAACCAAACUCGGUCAGGGCGUCAUAAACAACUUUUUCACUGGAGGGCAGCUGAACAGUGACGAAACAACCGAGGACCCGAUGGAGUUCGAAAAACAAAUUUGGCUGGCGGAGACAGGUCAGGUCAAAAUCCGCAAGUUUGUGCUGAGCCAGCGAGAGCGAGGGGACUACAUUCUCAACUUCCGGAAGUACUACAAAUGCAUCUCGGAGAAACGUCGAGCCAAACAGACGGUCCAGAGCACCGCGCUGGUCAUCAAGGCUGGGGCGACCAUCAGCGCCCAUUGCCCGGUCUGCCAGUACCCGAACCGGGGCGACGCCAGCAUCUGGCGACGGAUGCUCUACAAACAGACCGUCACAGAGGACGUGCCCGUCGAUAUGGACCAUUUUAUCGUGUCGCCCGGUAUGAAACUGACCCUUCAGGGCGCGCUGCCCUCCGACUCCGGCAUCUACAUCUGUCAGAACUACUUCACAAUCCACGCCGUCUACAACAUCGACGUGGUGCCGUUUCUGCAUCCGAAGACGGUGCACGGUCCGAGCGCUCCCUCCGGACCGUACCCCGCCGAGUCCGUGGAUCUGAAGGAGAACAACCUGCGCAUCUUCACGGACUGGAGCCAGUGGUCGUCCUGCAGCCGCUGUGACCGGGUGGGGAAGCGGUUCCGAUCUGGAAUGUGCUUUGUCCAACCCCUGGAGGCCGACAAACCGAUACGACUCAAGCCCGGAGAGGAGAGCUUGGUGGCCAAGUCGGCGUUUGAGCAGUUUCCACACGGCCUGCCCUGUGAGACCAAGCUGCUACCAAACGAAUUACGCGAGCUGCAACCGGUGGCCGACAGGCGGGCCGAGAGAGAGGUCCGAUUCUGCAAGGUGCCGUGCCCCAACACCCGAGUCUGGAUCGUACGGGACGCCUACGGAACGGUGCGCGAGAUCUGGAAAAAGAACAACCGUAGCAUCGUGGAACGACUGGAGGCGCCUCUCUCCAGCUAUGUGCGCCGCAGUACCGUCUACACCAACACCGGGAAAAAGAUACGGAUCGUCUGCAGCGGGUCAGAUCACAGCUCCGUGGUGCAGUGGCAGAAGAGCAGCCGCCUCCUGGACCCGGUGGGCUACCGGCGGGAGACCCACGGCAGGGUGUUCAUCGACAUCAACAAGGUCAUCCAUAUCAGGAAGGCUGCCUCCCAGGACUCGGGACUGUACACGUGCUGGCAGAAGGACAACAUGGUGGCCUCUGUGCAGCUGGUGGUCGAGUACAACAUCUACUUCAAGUACAAGGAGUACAUCGUGGUCAUAGGGAUCAGCGUGCUGGCCGCGGCCAUCGGUGUUGGUAUUCUCUGUAUGUGCGCCAAGUCCUGCUACAAGCGCUGCGGAGGAGGCAAAAAGAAACCCAAGAUGAUCAUCGCGAAAACGUGACGAAACGACAAUAUGUGAAAUGAAUCGAUGAUAUGUGAAUCGUAAUGCAAUCCUAAGUGUUUGCAGUGUGUUGUGAAUCGAACAAUGAAGCAAAUUAUAACAGAGAGUGAAAGAAGGAAAAUGACAGAUUAUUUCCUUUCGAACAUCUACUUGUAAUGAACAAAUAUUUAAUUAUGCGCAGUUCGUCUUGUGUCGAGAAAGCUGUCGGAGCGUUAUUAGUACUUCAGUGACUGUUUACAGUCUCUGUGACUGCUACACAUUUACUAGUCUGCAUCGACAUCGUGACUCAUGAGCCAUGCACGUCAUGCCAUUCAUAUCACCACGACCUUUUAGAAAUAUAAAUAGCAAAUGUGUGUGGGUGGGUGGAUAUGUAAGGUGAUAGCAGCCCACAAACAUCCUAUAACCGUGAUACGACUGUCCUGUGGAGAGCGAAUACUAACGUGAUAGCGAUCCCACAAUAUAAACAAUCACACGGUA
Molecule: messenger RNA, 2216 nt
Organism: Amphibalanus amphitrite
Lineage: Eukaryota; Metazoa; Arthropoda; Thecostraca; Balanomorpha; Balanidae
Product: Ig-like V-type domain-containing protein FAM187A
Exons: 10
Coding region: 174-1739 (521 amino acids)
Source: RefSeq, a predicted model, not a curated record